This is a messenger RNA of Sclerotinia sclerotiorum 1980 UF-70, 2178 nucleotides long. RefSeq lists its product as hypothetical. The transcript has 2 exons. Gene Ontology annotation, molecular function: transcription coregulator activity. NCBI's taxonomy places the organism in Eukaryota, Fungi, Ascomycota, Leotiomycetes, Helotiales, Sclerotiniaceae. The coding region runs from base 1 to 2178 and encodes 725 amino acids. Gene Ontology annotation, cellular component: nuclear chromosome; nucleus; SWI/SNF complex. The record is from RefSeq and is a predicted model, not a curated record. Gene Ontology annotation, biological process: chromatin remodeling; regulation of transcription by RNA polymerase II.
AUGACAAAAGAUCCACAGCAACAAAUUCCUCAAGAUGAAUCUUCCUCAGCUACCGCAGCUGUACCUUCUGACUCUACGAAUCCUACCUCAUCUCAAUCUUCUACUCUAACACAUCGACCUCGGACGAAAUCCGAUUUUGAUAAGCUACUUCUCGAGCAAUACCUUCAUCACACUUUAGUCCAUUCUAGCGCCAUUGUCGAUGGUCAAGAUAAACGGCGAGCCUAUUUUACCAACAAACACCAGGAAGCGCAAGAUUACGAACUGGUGAAAAGUCUCAAAGAUGUCUUUACAGCGAGUCGAUUAUAUGGAACAGGUUAUGAUGGAUAUGGAAAUGGAGUCACAGAUGGUCCAACGAGGAUAUUGUAUGCGCAUGCGAAGUUUGCGAAGAGGAAAGCGAAGCCAUUACGAAUCAAGCGGAAAGACAUGGCUAUGCAGGCAGAUCAAGUGGAAGAAUUGGUCCCCAUAAGGUUGGAUGUGGAUUGGGAUAAGGUCAAACUUCGAGAUACUUUUACCUGGAAUCUACAUGAUCGAACUGUUACCACGGAGUUGUUUGCGAAACAACUUAUAGCGGAUCUAGGUUUGGUUACUCCAGUAGCGGAACCAGUACUACAACAAGUUCAACAACAAAUGAAUGAUCAAAUUGUCGACUUCAACCCACUGGUUUAUUUUCCAGAAGAUCCUUUGGACGAGAUGUUACCAUAUACAGCCUAUAAGAAUGACGAGUUGCGCAUUCUCAUCAAGCUCAACAUCACCAUUGGACCACACACAUUAGAAGAUAAAUUCGAAUGGGAUAUCAAUAAUCCUUUAAACUCACCAGAGGAGUUUGCGCAAAGUAUGACCAAAGAUUUAUCACUUUCUGGGGAAUUUACUACGGCAAUAGCACAUUGCAUACGUGAACAAAGUCAAUUGUUUAUACGGAGUUUGUAUGGUGUUGGACAUCCAUUCGACGGAAGGCCGGUAGAAGAUGCCGAUUUAGUUGCAGCAUUUUUACCUUCACCUCUACCUUCAGUAUUCCGGCCACAUCAACAAAUUAAGGAGUUUGCGCCGUAUCUGUAUGAGAUGACUGAAGCAGAUUUAGAGAAGCAUGAGUUGGUAUUUUCAAGAGAGCAACGAAGACAAAAGAGAUCUGUAAAUAGGAGAGGAGGACCAGUUUUACCGGAUUUGAAGGAUAGACAGAGAACGGUGAGAACUUUGGUUGUAUCUUCCGUAUUACCCGGAGCAGCAGCGACGGUUGAGGAAAGUCGAUUAUACAAACGAGUAGGGGUACCAUCAGGGAGAGGAAGACGUGCUGGUUUUGGUAGACAAGACGGUGCAGAUCUUUCAGAAUCAGAUGACAGUGAAGAUUCUUCUCCUGAAUCUCCCGCAGUACAAGUGACUCAAGGUACAGCAAGAACGAGAAAUAUGCGUGGAGCAGCUACAGCUGCACAACAAAGGAUGGCCAAUAUUGGAAGAUCAGAAACUCCAGAAGCUAUGCUAGCACAUCAUCAUGAAACCAGAACGUCAGCGAGGAAAUUUGGUCGUGAUGCUCGAGAGGAUAGUAUUGAUACUCCUACAUUGGUAAUCAGAUUAAAAAUGCCAAAAGAAAAAUUCAGGAAAUUAGUCAGAGAUUUAGGCAAAGGUCGUCCAAGUCAACAAACACCUUCUAUGACUCGAGCAACAUCAACAUUCGGUACACCUGCUCCACCAGGAUCUAUGGGACCACCUUCAACACCUGGAGUACAAGCAGCUCAACCAUUAGCAACAACUCCAGCACCAGUACCUACACCACAACCAGUAAAUGCUGUAGCAGUAGGUCAAAUUGGUAGAAUUGAUGCUCCAGCACCAAUCCCUGGUCAAGUUCUUCCACCUCCACCACCACCUCCAUCCUGGCUAGCCACAGGUCUAACAGCCCUUCACCAACAAUACCCCAAUGAUCGUUUUGAAGGCAUGAUGCGUUAUUCCGCCGUCUCCAUCUCAUCCGAAACUCCAGUUCCUGCUCCACCUCCAGGUACUACCCCUGAAGGUAUAAAAUGGAUGUACCUUCCUCGAAUCAGAUGCCAUGAUUGCCCUGGUAAAUUAUAUACACCAGGACCGGAUACCACGGUGGGAAAUUUUGAGGUUCAUUUAAAGAAUAAGGGGCAUAGGGAAAAAGUUAAUUUGAGGUUGGGUAAUUCUCAAGCGGGAUCGUCAACGGGAUAG